AUGGCUAGUAAAUCCUCUCCAAACAGUAACCCUAAUAACAUUAACAAUAAUAACAAUAAUAAUAAUAAUAACAACAACGGAGCAACGAAAGCUUCUUUUUCACAUAUACCAUUUUAUCCUUUAAAUUAUAAUAAACCAUUAAAAGGAAUACCGGUAUUAUUUAUCCCUGGAAAUAGUGGAAGUCAUAAACAAAUUAGAUCGGUUGGAUCAAAGGCAUACUAUGCAGUACAUAAAUCAAUGUUUGGUGGGGUCGAGAAUCCCAAUACAAGAGACCAAAAACCAAGAAGAGACUUUUCAAAUGAAUUGGAUAUAUUUACUGUUGAUUUCGAGGAGGAAUUAUCAGCUCUUGGUGGUGAAUUAAUGUAUAAGGAGACUACCUAUGUCAAUGAAUGUAUAAAGAUGAUUUUAGAGUUGUAUAGUCAACAAACAAAUUAUCAAGGUUCAAAACCAACUUCUGUUAUUUUAAUUGGUCAUUCAAUGGGAGGAUUGGUAGCAAGAAUGUCAGUUUUAAUGCCAAAUCAUAUUUAUGGUAGUGUUACUACGAUUAUAACACUCAAUUCAUCACAUAGAAAUGCACCAAUCUACUCUCAUACAUCUACAUCUCAUUUCUAUCAUCAUUUAAAUAGACAUUGGAGUCAAGAGAUUCAACCUUCACAUUUUGAAUAUAAUGAUAAUGGUGAACCAUCUAAUCUACCUUCAGUAUUUGAUAAUAUUUGUGUAAUUUCAAUUGCAGGAGGACAUAGAGAUACAUUGAUUCGAUCAGAAGCAACAUCAUUGGAAGGAAUAGUAAAUCCAAGUAAAUCAUUGUCAGUUCUGACAACUUCGAUUCCUCAUGUAUUAUUGGAAGCAGACCAUCAAUCGAUUCUUUGGUGCAAUGAAAUAGUUGUAUCACUUGCAGAGACUCUACUUCUUCUUGGACAUCCGACAACCAAACAAAAUACAUACACCAUCGAGGAAAGAUUAAAUAUAUUUAAAGAGGUUUUAAAGGAUUACGUUCCAAAUACACUUGGCUAUACCCAAUAUUCGACCGCCGAAUCAACCCAUCAAAACGAUGUCGUACAAGAUUAUAACAAAUACCUUUCGACCAUGAAGGAACAUCUUCGAAAUAGUACCAUUUCCUCUUCACUUAUUGAUAUUAUUAAAUCUAUUCCAUUUGAAAAAAAUAAUACAUUGUCAUUAUUACAUAAACCUUCUUUAAAUUAUAGAAAAAGAGAAGGGUUUAGAAUAACUUCAUCAUCUUCACCAGAGACAUCAUUUUAUAUACAUUACAAGGUUACAGAUAUGAUUUCAAUUCUUGAUAGCCAAGACAUUGGAUUUUUUUUAACAACUAGUUUGUCAUCAAAUGACUUUUCAGUCAUCCUCUACUAUGACAAGAACCUAGAGGAAAGUCAAGAGAUUACAUACAAAUCAUUUUACUAUCCUCCACUCCCUCCCCUCACCAAAUCCCCCGUCGCAUCACCAACCUCUCAACUCAUUUUGAAAAAGAGUGAUCUUGAGAGUGUCUAUUCCAUCUUGAUUGCUUUCUCUCACCAAGCCAGAAAACAAAGAUUUGUGGCAGUCACUCAAUUUAAAUCAAAAUCGGAUUCAAAUAUUUUAGUUUCUCCAAUUGGUCUAUUUGAAGAUCGCAGAUAUAUUUUACCAGCUGGACAUUCAAUGAUUGUUAACUUUACUUUACCAUUUUACUAUAACAAGGCACCAUUAAAAGUAUAUCUAAGACCACUUGAUCCUUUUGAGGAGAAUGGUACAAUAAUUACUUCAAACUCUGAUGAUCAACAAGAACAGCAACAGCAACAACAACAACCACUUGCUAGAAAGGAACAUCAAAUUUUUUUACCAUCAACCUAUCAACAUAUACCACGUACAAUGGAAGAAGGAAAGUUUAUAAUCAAUUCCACUAUAACUCGAAUCAGAUUCCAUCAGUCUUCUGUUCCAGCAAUGGUUAGAAUUGCCGAACCUAUUAAAAAGGUCAUUGUACAGGGUGACAACCAAAUCAAUAACGCCGAACAACAACAAGUUGGUUUUAGUUCAAAGGAAUUACUAUCGAAAAGAGAAUUAUAUUCAAAUAGUCUAGAGAGAUUAAGUGAUCUUUUAUUGGAAGAGGAACAACAACAACAACAGCAACAGCAACAUCCAACAGAAGAAGUACAACACCAACAAUUAUCUCAACCUCCUCUAUCAAACAAACAACCAUUUAGAUACGAAAGAAAGAUGGUUGAUCAUCCACACUUGUUAAUGUCAUUGGAUCCAUUCACCUCAUACGAGGUUACAAUGAUUCAAGAUGUAUUUGCUGGUAUUGGUCAACUUAUUCUUACUCAUGCAUCUUCUGUUUACCCAACCACCUAUGCUCUUUUCUUAUGGUUAUUUGCUGCACAAUUAAAUUCUUGGAGAACAAAAGAUGAGAUACCAAAUUUAUUAAUUACUCUUAGAGAUGAAGUAAUUUUAUUAUCACCAUUUUUCAUUGUAUUCCCAAUUGUAUUGUGUAUGAUUUUUGAUGUAUUUGGUUAUUCAGAACUAUCACAUGUCGAUUGGCGAAUCAUUUUCCCCGAUCCAUUUAUUGACCAAUUUAUGGUUGAAUUGCUCCCUCCAUUAUGGUCAAUCCCCUUAUUUUUCAUUUGCUCUACCUUUUUUUUAACAUUCUCAAUACUAAUUAUUAGUGUACUAUUUUAUUUUGGAUCACUUUUAAAUCAAUGUUUACCAACAUCUUUGACAUCAUCAAGAUUCCAUGUUUCCAACUACCAACUAUCAUUCUCUAAAUGGAUUAUUGUCGGUGGAUUGGUGGUAGUUUUGUUGCAUUCUGCAUUGGGCCUGGUUUUCUUUUUACUGUUCCUUUUAGUUUCACACGGAAACACUAUUGGACCAAGUAGCGGUGCCCCUAGCAAUGUACUGUCAUCACCGUUGGGUUUGGGAGCAGCCACAUUGCUCAAAAAGAAACAAUCAAGCAAGUCACACAGUCUGAUGGCCAGAGAUCUUGGAAACUAUCAGCAAAGCAUCUUUUUGAUGUAUCUUUUGACAGGAGUCAUCAUUGCACCAAACCUCAUUGUCUGGAUCAAACAUUUGACAUUUGAAUGGGUAGUUUUCGAUUCCUACGAACUUUUCGUCCUCGUUGCUAUCGCUCACAUCUGUUUAUCAAUCUCUGAUUUAAAUUUAAAUAAUUUAUUUAUACUAAGAGCAAUACUUAUUGGUACAUCGGCACUAAUUUGUAUUUAUUGUUCACUUUUAUUGUAUAGAAUCCUUGACUUUACAAUCAUCUUGUCUGUUGUGUUUAUAGUUUGUCAUAUUUGGUCACUUAAAGAGAAAAAUAACUAA
Messenger RNA from Cavenderia fasciculata, 3306 nucleotides. RefSeq lists its product as uncharacterized. Gene Ontology annotation, molecular function: phosphatidylinositol deacylase activity. Bases 1 to 3306 code for a protein of 1101 amino acids. The record is from RefSeq and is a predicted model, not a curated record. The transcript is spliced from 9 exons. Gene Ontology annotation, cellular component: endoplasmic reticulum. Lineage: Eukaryota; Evosea; Eumycetozoa; Acytosteliales; Cavenderiaceae. Gene Ontology annotation, biological process: GPI anchor metabolic process; endoplasmic reticulum to Golgi vesicle-mediated transport.